Messenger RNA from Lepisosteus oculatus (spotted gar), 10378 nucleotides. It is a transcript of the gene prdm16, whose product is annotated as PR domain containing 16. The record is from RefSeq and is a predicted model, not a curated record. Gene Ontology annotation, molecular function: protein binding; histone H3K9 methyltransferase activity. Lineage: Eukaryota; Metazoa; Chordata; Actinopteri; Semionotiformes; Lepisosteidae.
UUUUAUUUAGUAUGAAAACAUAUACAUUGAAACAUUGUAACAUCGAGGCGCUCAAGUCAACUGGGGAAAAAUAGUUCGACGGUAAGACCAAAAAAAUAAUAAUUUAAAAAAAUUGUAGCUGAAUUCAUAGUAUUUAUGUCCGAUACAGACACCGUACAACCUUUUUUUCUUUGUAGUUAUGAAUACGCCUGUACAGCAAGAACCUAAAUGGUUUCUAAGAAGGUUAAACACCUACCGACACAACAGACGCACGAUGCCGUUCAUAGAUGUGUACAUCACAUGCACAAAUAUAUAAAACAGGUGCAACCGAAGGUGAUACUUACCACAUCACUAGGUUUAAGUGGCAAUUUGUCUUCUGGAAGGCUAUGUUAAAUAAUGCUGUUUUAUUGUAUACAACUGCAAAGUAAAUUGGAAGUCGGAUCUCCUGUAAAUAAAGGAAAGAUAUUUCCGGAUGCAAAAUAUUUGAGGUUUGCGUAUUUUUUGGUUUUGUUUUUGUGGUUAUAUAAAAAUGGUUGGUGAAAAAGGGGGAAAAGAUGCCCUGUGCAGAAAUCACCCACCUGGAAUCCGGCACCUCUGACUGUAUUCCGAGCACAGUGUACACAAUGCCUGAAAGCCUGCUGUGCUGUGUACGCAUUGGGCAACAUAUGAAACGCAGUGACCGCAUACCCGGGGUGCUAAAUCAUCUCUUGUAAAACCAUAGGCGCUAUUCAUUUUACCUUAAACCUAUUGAUGGAUCUUAAUUACUGGUGUCAAAAAUAACUGAAGGGGAAAGAUGGAAAAAAAAAUGGUAGGGCCAGCAGAAGUUAAAAUAGAGAAAGGGGAAUGUCUAACAUCCACAAACUAAAUUUCUGCCUCUGGGGAGAAAACAGAAAAAAUAAGUAAAAUGCAGAAGGAGGAAAGGUCGACCAAGACUCAAAUAGAGUGUAUGUACGCAUUAUAAUAUAUCUAAAAACAAACGCCACAGAAUUAACUAUGACUUCAAAGUAAUGUGCUAAAUCUAGAAUAACACCAAAAUUUCACAAUUGCUCAGCAGCAUUUCAUACUUUACCUUGCAUCUCCAAUUUACGAUGUCACGCUUUAUUUUAUUAAUUUUAAAUCAAAAUCGAUACUUGUGUUGAUAAAGAUCGCCUUAGAAGCCGGGAUGCAACCUUGACCCCUUUACCCCGUGCAGUGUCCAGUGCGAGACCGGAGCCCGCAGGUUUGCGAAAAUAGAGUUAUAGCUCUUAAAGGGGCAGCCGAGGAGGGGGAAAACGGAGCUGGGGAUGGUGCGGAGAGAAGGAGGAGGAGGGGAAGAGAUAAGUGAUCUAAAGGGGAGACGAUAGGACAAAAAGUGAUGAUGAUGAAUACAUUGGAAAGUUUUUUGGCCCUGGCGAGGGUGUCAGAUUGAAUGGCCUGUGCGCAUGUGCGAAGGUGUCCAAACUGACAAUGCUUGUGAGAUGAAGAUAGUGUUGUUGCUGCUUCUGGGCUCAAGGAGGACGAGAGGAAUCUACAAGCCGACAAGAUGAGAUCCAAGGCAAGGGCGAGAAAACUGGCCAAAAGUGACAGUGAGGCAGUAGAUAACAUGUACGAAACGGACCCGGAUCUGCCCGCUGCAGAGAGCGCCGAGGAGGAGGGCGAAGACAGCAUCAUGUCCCCCAUCCCGGUGGGGCCUCCCUCUCCUCUCCCCAACACCGAGGACUUCACGCCCAAAGAGGGCUCCCCUUACGAAGCCCCCGUCUACAUUCCUGAUGACAUUCCCAUCCCCAACGACCUUGAGCUCCGAGAGUCCUCCAUCCCCGGGGCAGGCUUAGGGAUUUGGGCCAAAAAGAAGAUCGGGUUUGGGGAACGAUUUGGACCGUACACUGGAAUGCAGAAUGCCACGGUGAAAGACACCACUUUUGGAUGGGAGCAAAUGCUUAAUGACCAUGAAGUAACAUCACAAGAUGGCUGCAUCAAAAAGAUUGGGGAUGACUUGGGAAAUGUGAAAUUCUGCAUGGAUGCCAGUAACGGAAGUUGGCUAAAAUACGUCCGGGUCGCACCUACACUGGAAGAGCAGAACCUAACAGUGUGCCACUUCAACGGGGAUCAGAUUUAUUAUAAGGCUAUUAAGGAAAUUGAAGCGGGGGAGGAGCUCCUGAUUUAUAUGAAGGACGGAGCUUUCCCUGAGGGAUCGAUGGCUCCCAACCUGGAAGAUGAGCAGAUGUACCGCUGCGAGGACUGCGAGGAGCUCUUCCCGUCCAAGCUGGACCUGCGGCGGCACCAGAAGUACUCCUGCAGCAACGCCAACUCCAUCUUUGACACCCUGAACGAUGACUUCAAACAGGAGGGGGAGGAGAACGAGGAGCCCAUCCACGAGUGCAAGGACUGUGAGAAGAUCUUCCCCAGCGAAUACAGCCUCGAGCAGCACAUGAUUGUACACACAGAGGAGCGUGAGUACAAAUGUGACCAGUGCCCCAAAGCCUUCAACUGGAAAUCCAACCUCAUUCGCCACCAGAUGUCACAUGACAGUGGCAAGCGAUUUGAGUGUGAAAACUGUGAUAAGGUCUUCACAGACCCCAGUAAUCUGCAGCGUCACAUACGCUCGCAGCAUGUCGGCGCCCGCGCCCACACCUGCCCAGAGUGUGGCAAGACCUUCGCCACCUCCUCUGGGCUCAAGCAGCACAAGCACAUUCACAGCAGUGUCAAACCCUUCAUCUGGCUCUUUGGAAUGUGUGCUCUCCCAGGUGAAGUGUGUCACAAAUCCUACACCCAGUUCUCCAACCUCUGCCGCCACAAGCGCAUGCACGCGGACUGCCGCACCCAGAUCAAGUGCAAGGACUGUGGGCAAAUGUUCAGCACUACCUCCUCCCUCAACAAGCACCGGCGCUUCUGCGAGGGCAAAAACCAUUAUGGCCCAGGGGGCAUGUUUAGCCCGGGCAUGCCCAUGACCUCCAGCCCCAUCAUGGGUAAAUCCAAAUCCCACCACAGCCUCAACCACACUGGCCUAGGGUUCAAUGAUUACUUCCCCUCCCGGCCACAUCACACUGGCUUCCCUUUCUCCCCAGCUCCUCCUGCCUUCCCAACUCUCCCUCCUGGGUUCCCUGGACUCUUCCCCCCAACACUGUACCCUAGGCCCCCUUUGCUACCCCCUAGCCCCUUGCUCAAGAGCCCCCUAAACAACAGCCAGGAUGGAAAGCUGCCCAGAAGUCCCCUGGAGAACCCCUCCCUACCUAUGGUUUCCCCCAACAACAGCAGUAGCAGCGGCCACAACAACCGCUUAGAGGACAAAGCCGAAAGCAAACUGGACACGUCCUACACGGACAAGUCCAAGGUGAAGGUCAGUGACAUGUCGGACGGGAGCGAUCUGGAGGAUGUCAACACCACCAGUGGGACGGACCUGGACACUACCACGGGGACGGUUUCGGGGUCCGACCUGGACAGCGACGUGGAGAGUGAACGUGACAAGAGCAGGGGGAAGGCGGCUCCCGAAGCCAAGCAGGAUGAUGUCAGCAGCAGCUCCAUCUCCAUCUCUAGCUCAGGCAACAUCCCCCCCAGUGACAGGCCCUUCCUGUCCUCCCAGCAUUCCUUCUUCCCUCCCCCGGAUGAGCAAGCACUCCCAGCCUCAGGAGCCGCCACCGACUCCAUCAAGGCCAUUGCCUCCAUAGCUGAGAAGUAUUUUGGCCCAGGAUUCAUGGGCUUGCAGGAGAAGAAGAUGGGCUCCCUUCCUUAUCAUUCCAUGUUCCCCUUCCAGUUCCUGCCCAACUUCCCUCAUUCCUUGUACCCCUUUACGGACCGGGCCCUCAACCCAGGCAUGUUCCUCAAAGCAGAGCCCAAAUCGCCCAGGGAACACCUCCAAAAAAUGGGCAUCCCGGGCUCCGAGUCGCCCUUUGACCUCACCACCAAGCCCAAGGAGACCAAGCAGCCCCUGCCACCCAGCAAGCCAGCCCCUCCCUCCAGCACCCCCCUGUUGCCGGGGGAGGAGCAGCCCCUGGACCUCAGCAUUGGCAGCCGCAGCCGGGCCAGUCACAACGGAAACGUGCUGGAGUCGCGCAAAAACCACGUGUAUGGGAGCAGCAGCAAGGUGGUCUGUAAAGAUGACCUGGCCGGUCUCCCCCAGCCUCAGGCUCUGCACCAGCAGCAACUGCCUCACCACCAGCAGCCCCUGCAUCAGCAGCCCCAGCCCCAGCAGCAGCCCUCCCUGCACUACGCCAAACCCUCUCCCUUCUUCAUGGACCCAAUAUACAGCAGGGUGGAGAAGAGGAAGCUGAUUGACCCCGUUGGAGCCCUGAAAGAGAAAUACCUGAGGCCUUCGCCCCUGCUCUUCCACCCACAGAUGUCCGCCAUCGAGAACAUGACAGAGAAGCUGGAGAGUUUCGGCGCUUUGAAACUGGACUCCUCCAGCUCCCUGCAGCACUCCUCACACCACCUCUUCAACUUCCGUUCGCCGCCGCCCUCGCUCUCUGACGCCAUCUUGAGGAAAGGCAAAGAGCGCUACACCUGCAGGUACUGUGGGAAGAUCUUCCCCAGGUCAGCUAAUCUCACGAGGCACUUACGAACACACACAGGAGAGCAGCCUUACAGAUGUAAGUACUGUGACCGAUCCUUCAGCAUCUCCUCCAACCUACAGAGACACGUGCGCAACAUCCACAACAAGGAGAAGCCCUUCAAGUGUCACCUGUGCAAUCGCUGCUUUGGUCAGCAGACCAACCUCGACCGUCACCUCAAGAAACACGAGCAUGAGAAUAUCCCAGUGAGUCAGCAUUCUGGGAUUCUGUCAAACCUGGGAACAAACAUCUCUUCUCCCAACUCGGAGCCAGACAAUCAUGCACUUUUAGAUGAGAAAGAGGACUCCUAUUUUUCUGAAAUCCGGAAUUUUAUUUCCAGCAGUGAACUGAACCAAGCAUCCAGUUCAACAGAUAAAAGACAUGAAAGGCCCUAUGGAGGAAAAAUUAGUCCAAGGCAUCUGGGAUCAAUAGUCCAUCCCAUCUUAGACAAGCCAGAGAUCCAGGAGGACGAUCAUCCACAGAGCUGUGCGCUCCCAAACUCCAAACUCCGCAGGCGGGGGGCAGACGAGGAGGAAGAUGAGGAGGAAGGAGAGGGGGAUGAUGAAGACGAGGACGGCAGUCUGACGGAGAAAUCGCAGGACGAGGGUGUGUCCCCGGCCACCGUGCCCCAGGGCAGCUACGAAGAUGAGGAGGAGCCAUCUUCUCUCUCCAUGAGCUAUGAGCAAACUCGAAGGUGUAUUGAUGAGGAGGAAGCGGGCCUGUUAGAGCUGGAGCAGAUUCCGAGCUUCACCAAGGGGCUGGACCUCCGUAAGGCUGCAGAGGAACCAUUUGACGUUAAAGACAUGUUUAACUCCUCCUUAGAGUCUGAGGCAUUAAAAGAGACGCUGUACAGGCAGGCUAAAACCCAGGCUUAUGCAAUGAUGCUGUCUCUGUCUGAAAACAAUCCUUUGCACACAUCCUCCCAGAACUCUCUGGAUGCUUGGCUGAACAUGGGAGGGGGCACAUCAGAGACUGGCAGCUUUCACCCACUCAACCACAUCUGAGAGCGAGAGACCGUGAGGGAGAGGGACAGAAGGAGCCAGGCCAUGCCAAGGACAGUGGGACCAACUCCAUCAGACCAACAGCAAGAGAAAGUGAGAGAGAGACGAUGUGAGGCACCCAGGGACCAGUGGCUCCAGCCUUGAGGAUCAGUGGGCAGAGAGACCCGCCCAGUAAGAACAUCGUGGAGGCAGAGAGGCUUGAUGUCCUACAGUCAGCCCAGCUCAGCUUGCCUUACUAUUACACCACUUAGUACAGUCACUGUCCAAACAGUAUUUAGCAGCUCUGGUGUCUGUUAGCACACACUCGGACAAUAGAAAAAAGCACAGCGCUGUACUUCAGAAACUCGAUCAGAUUAAGAACCUUCUGCUUUCUGUCUUCAUCUGCAAUGGGGACCAAGGUCAUUUGUUGAGUUGAUGCUUGUUUUGUACUGCUACUGCAUAAGCCUCCAUAGCGCACAAUGACAUUUGAAUUCUACAGCUGUCAAAAUAAUAAGAAAUCGAAUCAUUUUUUAGCAAUACCCCCAUUUUGCUGCCUAGAUCUACAGUCGCUAAGUUUACAGCAGCCACCUUCUCUAACCCAGACAAUCCCAGGUUUGAGACGGCAGUCUCCAGGAUUCAUUGUUUUGAAUCCAAAGAGCUCUGCACUGGAAACAAGCCCUGUCAUGUGUUGCAGAGUCAUAGAGUGAACAGCAAAAGUCAUAGCAAUAAACAGAAGUGGUAUCUGUCUAAUAGGGUUUUUGGUGGGGUGUGGAGAUGAUUCCCUGCUAAAAGAUAUAAAGUACUAUCAAAUUUCUUCAUUAACCACUGUUUCCAGAGAUUAAUCAUCAUCAAUCAUUAUCAUCAUUAAUAUUAGAGUCCCUGACCUAAAGAGUAAUUAAUUGCUUCCAUUUAACGUUACAUUUCAAAUCGAAAAGUCGUGAUGGAAUUCCAACAACAUAAGCUUAAUGGAAUUAUUGCUAUUCUGAUGUAUGACUUCCUGCAUUCCCGAGGGAGGCUCGAAACAGAUAAUUCAAUGACCAGCCUGCGUUGUUUACCGCACAUCAUCUCGGCACGGCUAUCUCUGUGAACACUCAGCUCACGUCAUUCCUUGGCGAACUUGCCUGACCGCAGUGAAUGUAAUUCGUGCCGCUGUAUUACCAACAGGUGAGGGGCUUUGCACAGGUGAAGUACUACAAAACAAGGAGCAGCUGCAACUGCUGGAAUACCAAUUAAAUUGAACAAACGCUCCCAAGCAGAGCACGCAUUCCUCGAAGAGGACAGUCUGCAGAGUUGCAAAAAAAAGAAAAAUAUUGGUUUUAAAACGAAUCACUUAAUUUGGACUUUAAAUUAUUUCCCAUAGGGGCCAAUGAAAACAAAAUGAUCUUUGUUCCUUGUUCAAUUUUAAAUUAAUUUUUAUUGAACUCAACAUUUUUUUUCUUUACUUUGUAUAUUAUUUGUUCUGUAAAAACAGUAUUGUUUCUUUGUUUCUUAGACACCGUGAUGGUGCUAAAAAAUUCUAAUAUAAUUAUUUAGUGAAGGACCAAAAUUGUGUACUGUUGUUGUAUGAUAUUGCGUAGCAAGAGUGGUGUGUGCCAAACGACCCAUAGAAAAUGUUUUGUUCUCAGACAAUCAUUUCUGUUCGAAGGGUUUGUGUUGCUGUUGUUGUUUUGCUCUUCUUGCUUCCCGUAGACGCGAUUAAUUAUUGUGUUACUCUAUUUAUUUUGGGGGGGUUGGAGGGUCUAAUGGCUGUUGAAGUAAAAUGUUGAUUAGAAAAGGUCUCCCUUUUCAUUUACGAUUGACUCUUUCGAAGGAGAAAGGAAAGAUUUAAAAUUGAGCGAUAUUAAAAUCCCCAAGACCAAGCAGUCAUGUAGAGUGCCAGAGUGCCAAAUUGGAAAGAAAAGCAUAGAAAGAACAUAAACUCUUUCUUUAGAAAAAGCAAUUGUUGUUCCUCUUGAAAUUCAGUAUGUCAGAUUCCAAACAUCAACACUACGUAUCAUACUGUAAGUAGACAUAUUUUCUGCGUGCUAAGAGUCUCGUUUAGUCUUAAUGUUUGAGCCAUAUUCUAAGGUAAAGAGUAAAGAAUUAUUACUAUAGAUUAAAUGGAAGGUAAUAUUUUGUCAUUUUGUUCAUUUUUCUCGUUUCAUAGUUUCACAGCCGUGUUCUGAAAGAUCACCAUCAAUCAUUUUUGCGGGUUGUGUAAAAUCCUAUUAGAUCGAUGCAUACUGUACGUUUAACCCCAUUCCUGGUUCAGUGAGUGAAAGCUUGUGGUUUUGUGUGCUGGAAUCGAGAAACGGUUCUUUCAAGAGCUGCGUGAGAGAAUGAGAGUCUGCUGUCUUUGGAAACAUCAGAUGAUAAGGGAAAGAUUAAAAAGAAAAAAAACUGAAGCAGAGUUUUUGUCAGAAGACUAUAGCCUGUGCGGUUUUUUUUUUACUGUAAAUUACUCUCUUUUGCUGUUUAAACUAACAGUUUUCAUCUGAUCUUGACAAAAGUGUCCUACUGGUUAGAGGAAUUGCCGUUUUAUGUGUGCUUGUAUAUAUGUACUAUUCUUGGCCCACAAACUUCGGGAACAUCAAUCAAAACUGUAGAAAACAGUAGUUCUGGACAAAAUUAAUGCAUGUACAUAGAGCUCUUACACAGGAUUAAUUCAGGUGUUGUUUUAAAUGAAAGUGAAGACUGGUUUUGACUGCAGUGCUUUUGGAAGCAGUACUGUAUUUGUGUUGCAAGGAGUAUCCAUGCUCCUCAGACAGUAUGACUUUCUGUUCGUCUGCCUGCCUGUGUGAAGAUAUGAAUAGAUCUAGCCUAUGUGCACUUACCAUCCAUAGCACCCUUAGUGAACUGUGAAGCCAGCCAGUGAAUUGUGUGACAGGAAAAAAAAAAGUUAAGUCUGUAAAAUAUGAAAAAGAUUGUUUUAUUACUUCAUUGUUUGUUUUUUUUAGAAAAAUGUUUAUAGAUAGAACAUUAACUGUUGACGGUUAAAUGGAAAAACGUUUUUUACUCCCGCAUCGCUGUCGUAUUCUCCAACUUGCAGCCUCCAAACACCACCCCUAGAGGGCGUCCUUGCAUUUCUACCAGUUCUCGGGGGAAUCCAUGUGCUCAGUGAACGUGAACAAAAUGGGUCACGCCUUUUUCUGUUCAUCCCCUCGUUAUUUGACUCAAAAUGGGAAUUCUUAGGAAGUGCUAGAUGGCCCGUCAAGAAUAUUUAGGACACUCCGAGAUAUUUUCUUUCCGGGUGUCACUGCGUGCUUGCCUGUCCAACGCUGCAGUUGCUCUGCCGAUCCUGAGGACGACGUUAUGGGACCACUUAUCCAAAUCAGCUGCUGGAAUUAGCAAAACGAGACCGUGCCUCGUUCUCCACUCAAGAUGAUUCCUCCCUCAGCUCGACGUUACCUUCAUUUUAUUAGAGGUAGCACUCACCUUUGACAGUGGGUGUGGGUUUUUUCUUUCCUGCUCCAUUUAUAUUUCUCUCUGUUGCUGCCUUGCGCAGACAGCUGGCUGUUAGGAAUGAAGUUAUUAUUUGUGUCAGGGACUUUCAGGAUGAGGCUUAAUUGGUUCAAAUAAGCACUUUAACCGUCGGUAGAAGAUGCCCUAGGACACUGUAUCAAACAGCGUGCCGUGUCCUGGUUGAGUUGAGGGUCGAAUUAUUGACUUGACAUACCCAGCGAAGCAAAGAGUAUGACUCUUGAAUAAAGAAUGCUGUUAAUGUGUUAGAGCGCUAAACCCCGUGCUUUACAAUUGUCUUUUAACACCCCAAGGUCACCCCUGCUGGAAAAUCUGAGCUGAAAUACCUUCAGGGUGACGACUGUAGCGCGAUUCCAAAAUUAUUUUCAACAUACUACUUAGGCUUUUUGAAUGAUUUAAAACAGUGAAUUGUGGACCGGCAAUCGACGCUCCUUUUCCUAGCACACUGCAAUACAAAAUGACAUCAGUAGAUGGCAGGGUUGUGUUGUUUCAGUUGUACUAUUAACUAUUACGCGGUUCAAUAAAUGGCAGUAGAAGCUUCUAAAGUAUUAUUUAGACAUUACGAAAUAUUACAUAAAUUAAGUACAUGGUAAACAUGGGAAUUUUUACUACUUUUAAUAUAUGCAAAGAAAGACGAUGGGUCACCAUGAAGCAAAACUGAGGUAACUUCAUGUCGCAUACUACUGUUGUAAGCGUGCGUAGGGUUUGUAGAUGAAAUGAAAAAAAAAUCACAUUACCAGCUUUCUUACAAAGUUGACUAAGGGUCACUGCAGAAAUCACAUGAUGUGGCUGCUGGUCUUUUUCCACUGUUACAGUACAAGCAUAAGUAAUAUGGUUUCUUUCAAACUGUAUAUUAUUCUAAAAAAACGAUUGUUGUAUAUGUCUGGAAUUCAUUAAAAUAUAUGGGAAAGUUUUAAAAUGGAUGGUGCUUGUUUCAAUUGGAUCUGAAUUGUAUAUCGCCUCUGUUAUGUUUAUAAGAAAAAAUACUGUGCAUGACUUGUGUUUAGCGGUCAUAAUGGUGUCCAUUUGUGAAAUUUUUAUGAAAAAUGUACAAGAAAAAUGUUUAAAAAAUACGUAGAUGCACUUAUUGUACAUGUGGUUAGGUUGUACAUUUGGAGACUUCAAGUCUUUUACUGCCUUCUAAAAAACAAAACUGGGCAGGAGGUUCUUCAAUAAAAACAAUAUGCUUGAGGGGAGAAGUAAUGACAAUUGGAAAAAGAUUGUAGAAUAAUAUUAAAGAAAACUAUUUCUGAAAUUGCAGUUCAUUUUGAUGCUUGUGAUUAUUAAAGAUGUACUUCUUUAGAGAAAUUCCAUUAAAAAAUCUCUGAUUCUGAUGUUAAUUCUGUAGAAUAGGAAUGUAUACCAAAUGUAAUCUUUCCAAUGCUAUGAAGAAUUUAUACAUGAAAUUGAUAUGCAAUAAAACCUGUGUGCUUUUUA